UAGACACUUUCAGCUCCUCAUUAAAUGCACAAACUUUGAGGCUUCAAUGUCCCUUAUGAUUGAAAAAAAACACUUUGAAUCAGGGAAAUAGUAUGCUGUAUGGUGUGGGAAAAAUAAAACAAAUAAAAGGCAGAUUUUUUGCUUUGCAGUUACUGCUGCUGCAUCAUGGUCACUGCUAACAAACAACCUGGGUAUAGAUGGUUUAAUACUUUAAAGUUCAUAUCAAACAAAAAUAUGGGAUACACAUUUUCAAAGAAAGUUGUACAUUUAUGUAGAUUUCCUUUAAAUUGAACAUUUUUUAACUCAAUUUACUUUGUUUGGCUCCAUCGAAUCAGAUCAGAGAUCUCCUUUACACAGACCUGUAUAGUUUUGUAGUUUUGUCUACUUUUAAAUAGGAUUUCUUUCUUCUUUUUUUUUCUUCAUUUCAGCAUAUUACACCCAAUGCAGUUUUCACCCAAAAACAAACAAAAAAAAUGCUCAGCAAAGACAUAUAAAUAACAAUAAUAGAAGGUAAAUUAAGAAUUCACAUGAUGAAAAGUGAAUGCUUAACAAAAAAAAGGGAAUUUAAAGAAUGAAGGAGCUACAAAUCAGGAGUUGUCCACGAGCUGUAGAUCCUUUUUCAAAUUAAGUGGUUGAAAUUGAAGUUCUGGUCCUUGCUGCCAUCUAGUGUUGAGUCCGUGUAAUUACAUCUCCAUCAUGAGCAGGGAGGAUGCAGACGAGAGAUGAAAUAUCGCGGCUUUUCAGCAGUUUUCACAAGGUGACUUUUGUCUUCUGCGCAUGAGCAAAACGGGGGCGGGUUUGUUUUGACGGACCGUCCAGUGUUAUCUUUUUGGAUGAAGUUAACUGGACUCCAGUGGGAAGUGUCGUCGACGGCCGGUGGUUUUCAGUGAUCAUAUAGUAAACUAAAGGACAGCAUGGGGAAUACGAGCAGCGAGAGGGCUGCCAUGGGCCACGGGGAGAAGUCUCAGCGGAGGGACAGCAGAGGAAUCAAAGAGGGAGAAAGACCCAAAAUCCUAAUGGACAGCCCGGAAGAUGCAGAUAUUUUUCAUGGAGAAGAUAUCAAGGCUCCUUCGGAAAAGGAGGAAUUCCUCGCCUGGCAACAAGACCUGGAAGCAGAGGACAAGGACCCAAAUCUGGAUCGACCCACAGUCUUUCGCUGGACUGGAGAUGGAAAGGAGGUCUUUGUGUCAGGAUCCUUCAACAACUGGGCCAACAAGAUUCCUCUAAUUAGAAGCCAGAACACUUUUGUGGCAAUCGUUGAUCUACCUGAAGGGGAGCAUCAAUACAAGUUUUACGUGGAUGGGCAGUGGACCCACGACCCCGCCGAGCCUGUAAUAACCAGCCAGUUAGGGACGGUCAACAACAUCAUCCAGGUGAAGAAGACAGACUUUGAGGUGUUUGAUGCUCUCAUGGUGGAUUCUCAGAAAUCCUCAGACAUGUCAGAUCUGUCCAGUUCUCCUCCAGGACCAUACCAUCAGGACCCGUAUGUACCCAAACAGGAAGAGAAGUUCAAGUCUCCGCCUAUUCUUCCACCUCACCUGCUCCAAGUCAUCCUCAACAAAGACACAGGGAUUUCAUGUGAUCCUGCAUUACUUCCAGAGCCCAACCACGUCAUGCUCAACCAUCUUUACGCUCUUUCCAUUAAGGAUGGAGUGAUGGUUCUGAGUGCAACACACCGCUAUAAGAAGAAGUAUGUCACCACUCUGCUGUAUAAGCCCAUCUGACUGCCGGUCGCUGCAGCCCGCUGUGUCUAAUUGAGUGAACGAAGGCGCUCCCUGGAUGUGACUUUUUACCAUUAAAUGAAGUGACGAGGCAAAGCCAGCUCUACACCCCCCCCGUUCAUCCUUAACCUGUGAGGCGUUUCUGAAUGACACGACAAGUUGAAGUAAGAACGGACUACAUUGAGAUCCAACCGAGUUUAAAGGGACAUGUAGGACUUAUUUAAAUACUAAUGUCAAACUAGAUUAAUAUAUUAUAUAUAUAUAAAUUUGUAAAGAAAUACAAUUAUUUUGUUAUCUUUACAUCACUUAGGGCAUUAUUUGAACACUUUAACUGCUGUUAAGAAAUCCAUACUUUUUUAAGAGUUUAUCGGGUUAAGCAAGUGUCUGUAUGACAGUUUUUAUUUAAAUUUAGUGGUUAAAGUUAAAAACUAUAUAUAUAUAUAUAGUUAGAAUUUUGUAAGCCACAAAUAGUUUGUCAAGAAUUUGGAAGGAUUUUUUUUUACCCUUAAUGGUCAAAGUUUCAGUUUUAGAGUUUUAUGUGUUCAUAUAGUGGAAGUAAUUGCUUGUUAAAAACACCCAUAUUUAUGAAGCAUAUUUUAUGAAUAAUAGUAGUUACCAUUGUGCUUUAAUUGAGCUAAAGUCAAAUAAAGAUUGAAAAAAUAUUUAAUUAGAAAAAAAUAAAUUUUAGAGUUUCAGGUGGUAAAAUAAAACCACUUAAAUAGCAUUUUCUGCUAAUUAAAAACAUUUCCAAUGGUCAUAAAAUUAGCUUUGAUGAGAUUGUGAACGAUUUGUCUGUGAAUAAACAUGCCGUUCUCACGAGGUAUUUGUGAGAAAAAACACUAGAGGAUGAAGAACUCACAAUGCUACCCUGGAUCAUAUCUUGAGCGCCUGACUUGUGUCUCCUCCUGCAUUGUCUGCAUGUGUGCAGACGUAAAACUACCGAAAAAUCAGAUGAAGGUGGAUGGAUGUCGGCAAGUAUUAGGCUAAGAGAGAAAAAAGUGUUAAUCUGAUGUCUCAUCAUCAUAUAUCUGAUGUUAUCGAAUCAAGAAUAAAAUAUCACUUAAAAUAA
Messenger RNA from Oryzias melastigma (Indian medaka), 2790 nucleotides. It is a transcript of the gene prkab1a, whose product is annotated as protein kinase, AMP-activated, beta 1 non-catalytic subunit, a. The record is from RefSeq and is a predicted model, not a curated record. Gene Ontology annotation, molecular function: protein kinase binding. Gene Ontology annotation, biological process: signal transduction. Gene Ontology annotation, cellular component: nucleus; nucleotide-activated protein kinase complex; cytoplasm. The transcript has 8 exons. NCBI's taxonomy places the organism in Eukaryota, Metazoa, Chordata, Actinopteri, Beloniformes, Adrianichthyidae. The coding region runs from base 915 to 1724 and encodes 269 amino acids.